GGUUCAUUUGUAACAUAGUCUAUGCCCUAUGCACUAUGCCCUGGCCUUAGCUUGUGUGUCUGGUUCCCAUUCUAACAUAAGCUGGAACAUGGACCGAUCCGACCCCUAGCAGUCAAUCAAAAUGAUGGGCUCUGGCGUUACCGGGGGCAACAAGAAGAAGUCCCAGACCCUGGGAGGGGUGGACCCGGACACCUGCAUGAUGGUGUUCAAGAACCACUGGACACAGGUGGUAAAGAUUCUGGACAAACACGAGCCGAGUCGCUGCGGUGCUCUGAGCUUCUUCUCUGGUCUCUCUGGCGCCUCCCCAGGUGCCAGUGGUGGAGGAGGGGUACUGCGCCUACCCACCAUCCCCUCGGACGAGGCCAGCGCCGUGCACAACUACGUGGAACACAUGCUGUACCUUCUGAUGGAGGAGGACCCCGGCCGAGGCGGGGCCAUGGGUCCCAUCCUGGAGCUGGUGGUGGUGGAGGGGGUGAUGGAGAGGCUGUUCCUGUGGAGCCUGCGCCGACACUUCACCGUGGACCUGAAGCUGGAGCAGCUCCGGAUGUACCAGAUGCUGCUGAUCCACGCCCGCCAGCCCCUCCUGCACCACAAGCCCAUCCUCAAGCCCCUCAUGGUGCUGUUGGCUUCCUGUGCUGAGAACACCACAGAUGGAGGCGGGCAGGUGGAGCAGGUGGAGCGGGUGGAGCGGGAGCUGGUGUCUCUGCUCCAGCAGCUGUGUGUGUCUCUGGUCCGAGACCCGUCGGUCCUGGAGCUCUUCUUCCACUCCACCCAGGACCAAGGAGCGGCCAACUUCCUGCUGUUCUCCCUGCUCAUCCCCUACACACACAGACAGGGCCCAGUGGGGGAGCAGGCCCGAUCUUCCCUCCUCCUCAUCAUGUCUCUGUCGGCCUUAGAAUCAAGAGUCACCCAACACAUAGUGGAGCACACCUACUUCUGUCCUGUUCUUGCUACUGGUCUGUCAGGCCUCUACUCCGCCUUGCCUGCUAAACUUAAGGUGUACAGCGAAGACUGGCACUCCCUGGAAGAAGCUGAUUGGAUGCAGGUCCCCGCUUUAGUUCACUUCCUGCAUUCUCUGGAGUUCUGCAGUGCUGUUAUCAAGGUGGCUCACCCUUCCAUAAGGUGUCAGUUGCUAGGUUACAUCUACAAUGGCUUCCUGGUGCCUGUCUUAGCCCCGGCCUUGCAUAAGCUGACAGUAGAAGAAGUGAUGACCACCACUGCCUACUUGGAUGUGUUCCUGCGCUGCGUCUCCGAGCCGGCCCUGCUUCACACCUUCCUGUCCUUCAUCCUGCUGCACACGCACGACCACGUGCACAUCCUGGACACACUGGUCAGCCGGAUCAACACCCCCUUCCAGCUUGGGGUGGUGUCGCUGGCCCUUUUCAGGACUCUGAUUGGUCUGUUCUGUGAAGACGUCAUGCUGCAGCUGGUCCUCAGGUAUCUGAUCCCAUGUGAGCACCUGGGCAGCAGGGGGCGCUCCCUGCUGCACGAGAGGGACUGCUACUCCUCCAGCGCCUCCUGCUUCCUCCUCCUCACCCCUUCCUUCUGCCCCCUUCGGCCUCCUCUCUCCCCCCACCAGACGGCCCCCCCCCUCCACAGUGAGCACAUCCACUGGCCCCGGGGCCCAGCAGGUGUGUCUGAGGGAGACAGCGUCGCAUACUGUAGAUCCUCUGGCUUCCUGAUCCAAGUCAACUACCUGCACUACCUCCGGGAGGCCCGCCGAGCCAUCUGCACUUCUACCAGGGCCUGUCGGACCUGGUCUGCUCCGUACGAUGGCCUCAGACCCCUCCCUCACGGCGGGGAGAGAAGAGGUGGGGAGGGGGGAGAGGAGAACGGAGGACAGAUGGCGGCGGGAAGGGGAGGAGGGGAGGGGGCAGGAGAGGAGGCGGACUCCGUCACCGCGGGCAACGAGAUGGACCGUCGCAUCUCCAUGUACGAGCUGGAGUGGGACGACAUGUUCAGGGACGACGACCCCGCCAUGAUGUCAUUGUCGACGUCGGCGUCAGGGGUGACCGAGCCCCCCGGACACAUCCAGGAGAUGCGCCGCAGCGCCGCCGUCCUGCUGCGCGGGGGCGGGGCCUACGCGGAGGAGUCAGACUUCCAGGACGAUGUGCUUGUGUACCACCUGGUCGCCCUGAGGGAUGCCAGGACGCCCGGCACCCUGGAGCCAGACACCAGCCGGCUAGCUGCUAUUAGCCAGCUAUGUAACAGUAGCCAGCUAGCUGAUAAUAGCCAGAUAGCUAACAGUGGCCAGAUAGCUAAGAGUAGCCAGAUAGCUAACAGUGGCCAGAUAGCUAACAGUAGCCAGAUAGCUAACAGUAUCCAGAUAGCUAACGGUAGCCAGCUUGCUAGCAGUAGCCUGCUAGUUAAAAGUGGACAGAUAGAUAACAGUAGCCAGCUUGCUAGCAGUAGCCUGCUAGUUAAAAGUGGACAGAUAGAUAACAGUAGCCAGCUAGCUAGCAGUAGCCUGCUAGCUAAGAGUGGACAGAUGGCUAGCAGCGGACAGACAGCUAACAAGACAACGGCCUUGGCGCCACCACAGGUGCGCAGUGUGGCGGAAACAGUGAACAAUAUCAUGUCGUCACGGCGACAGAGCGAAGAUGCAACGAGAGUGGAGAGGAGCAGGAGAGGAGGAAAGGAGACAAGGAGAAUAGAAAGAGGAGGGAGGAGGUGCAAGUCCCUCGUAAACGGUUUCACGAAUUACGACCAGGACUGCCACGCAAGCGCCCUCACACAGCAGCGUAAACAUCCCAAACCACAGGACCACGCAUGCCUAAACACACACCAUAACGCACAACUAAACACACAACACAACACGCACAUAAACGCACACCAAAACACACACCUAAACACACACAUCAACAAACACCGAAAGAUGCACCAAAAUCCACGCCUAAACACACACCAACACACACACCCUGACUCACACAACACGGAGUCCUUGGUCACCGGGGAAGCCCCUGGUGACAGCUUCCUGUCUGCGUACCAUGAGCUGAUGCUGUGGUUGGGCAGGGACCCCAACGCUGACCCCGACGACGACCAUGACGACGACCCCAGUGACCUCGUCACAUUCAGGAGACGGGUCCAAGCACUGAGGCAGAAACAGGAAGAGGAGGGGCUUGAGGAGGAAGUGGACUUUAACUCAUGGAAGGAGGACGAGGACGAGGAGAGGAGGAGUGGCAGCAGGGAACAAGGCAUUUCCUUUACAGGACCAUUCCUCAGCGUUCUGCUCUCUCGGCUGGAGAACCUUCUGGACAACUCCAUCGCCGUCAACCUGCUGCUCACGGGCAUCCUGGCUCAGCUGGCCUCGUACCCGCAACCUCUGCUCAGAUCCUUCCUGCUCAACACACACACACUGAGCACACGCACACUCUAUCAGGUGCUAUCGUCAGUGCGUGUGCAAAUAGAGAACUAUAUGUCUGACAGACCAGACUACGUUUCCAUGGUAACACAGGCUUGGAGGUUCCUAUUGGCCAAGGACCAGAGGGUCGGAGCUCCCAGCGGGACGGGUUCCCCCCCGCUGCCCCCCUGCCCCCCCAUGCAGUCCCAGGACAAGGCGAGGGUGUUCGCCAUCGUCCUGUAUGGAGAGUUCCUCAAAGAGCUGGCGGCGCUGGCCCAGGAACACAGCAUCACGCCCUGACCUACUGGGUAUACUGGUGAUACUGGUCUGAACCAGUAGCAUCACACCCUGACCUACUGGUUAACCUGGGUAUACUGGUGAUACUGGUCUGAACCAGUAGCAUCACACCCUGACCUACUGGUUAUACUGGUGAUACUGGUGAUACUGGUCUGAACCAGUAGCAUCACACCAUGACAUACUGGUUAUACUGGUCUGAACCAGUAGCAUCACACCAUGACAUACUGGUUAUACUGGUCUGAACCAGUAGCAUCACACCCUGACCUACUGGUUAACCUGGUGAUACUGGUCUGAAACAGUAGCAUCACGCCAUGACAUACUGGUUAUACUGGUCUGAACCAGUAGCAUCACACCAUGACAUACUGGUUAUACUGGUCUGAACCAGUAGCAUCACACCAUGACAUACUGGUUAUACUGGUCUGAACCAGUAGCAUCACACCAUGACAUACUGGUUAUACUGGUCUGAACCAGUAGCAUCACACCAUGACAUACUGGUUAUACUGGUCUGAACCAGUAGCAUCACACCAUGACAUACUGGUUAUACUGGUCUUAAACAGUAGCAACAUGCUAAGACCUACUGGUUAUACUGCUCUUAAACAGUAGCAACAUGAUAUGACCUACUGGUUAUACUGGUUAUACUGGUCUGAAUCAGUAGCUUCACACCAUGACAUACUGGUUAUACUGGUCUGAAUCAGUAGCAACAUGCUAUGACCUACUGGUUAUACUGGUUAUACUGGUCUGAAUCAGUAGCAACACACUAUGAUACACUGGUUAUGCUGGUUAGAUCGGUUGCACUGGUUCUACUGGUUACACUGGUAAGAACAAGCAGGAUCCCACCAUGUCAUACUGGUCCUAACUAGUAACAUCAUAUCAUAGAAUACUGCUUUUACUGGUUCAUUGUUUAUGCUGGUUGUACUGGUUAUACUGGUCAGCUCCCAGUGUGGUAAUGCUAGUUAUCUCCCAGAAUAGAUCUUAGUUAAUAUGUGUGUGCCACAGUUGCGUGCUACAGUUAAUUUGUAUACUAUUAAAGGCAGGAAGUAUUGAUUUAUACUGUAAAUUGCAUACAAUUAUAUUUAUAUAUAUUUGAAUACAGAUUAUCGGAAUCAAUUUGAACAGAAUAGUAUUUUGAAGAGAUUGAAUAAGAGUCAUAGAUUGACUGUGAUAAUGUGGAACGUAUUCAGUAUGUGGCUUAACACUCUUGAGGAAAAGGCUUGAAGAAUAUUGUGUCAGAAACAGCCUUACUCUGAAUGAACCUUAGAAUAACCGAGUUAGACCAAGAAUGUGAACAUCAUCCUAUGCUACGUCAAACUCUUGUAGAUUUCCUUUGUUUAAACUUUGACAUUUUCCAUAUCCUAACUUACUGGUAAAUGUUGAUUUAAACCAAUGAAAUCCCCAGAGCAGUGCCCUUUAUUUGCACUAUGUUGAACAUAACUGUGUUAACUAUUGUAACUGAUAUCCUUUAGAUUUCUGCUUUUACUAUGGUGAUUGAUAACUUUUAGAAUACUGCUGUUACUAUGGUGACGGAAACCCUUCUGAAUGCUGCUGUUACUAUGGCGAUGGAAACCCUUUAGAAUUCUGUUACUAUGGUGACGAAAUUAACUUCAGAUUGCAGCUGUUACUCUUGUGAUGUGUACCCUUUAUAAUACUGCUGUAACCAUGGUGAUAGAUAUCCUUUAGUAUACUGCUGUAACCAUGGUGAUGGAUAUCCUUUAGUAUACUGCUGUCUCUAUGGUGAUUGAUGUCCUUUAGAAUGCUGCUGCUACUAUGGUGAUGGAUACCCAUUAGAAUGUUGCUGUUACUGUUGACUGAUACCCUUCAGAAUGCUGCUGUUACUAUGGUGAUUUUAACAGCCAUGGAUGUAUAUGGUCAGAAUGUAUGUCUAGUUUAUUUUAGAUUUAUUUUAUGUUUCUGACCAAUGUACUUAUUGUAAGUCGCUUUGGAUAAAAGCGUCUGUUAAUUGUCCUAAAUGUAAAUAUAAAUGUUUAUGUGUGUCUUUAUUGUGUGUGUUUUCUGCCCUCGCUUUCUCCUUGUAUUCUGUGAUUAAACUCUUGCCAAACCGAAGACCAUUAAAUGCAUUUUGACAAUCAAA
This is a messenger RNA of Gadus macrocephalus (Pacific cod), 5726 nucleotides long. Its product is annotated as FHF complex subunit HOOK-interacting protein 1A-like. The transcript has 16 exons. The coding region runs from base 122 to 3640 and encodes 1172 amino acids. NCBI's taxonomy places the organism in Eukaryota, Metazoa, Chordata, Actinopteri, Gadiformes, Gadidae. The record is from RefSeq and is a predicted model, not a curated record.